Messenger RNA from Chara braunii, 3479 nucleotides. The record is from the annotation of a GenBank genome assembly. Lineage: Eukaryota; Viridiplantae; Streptophyta; Charophyceae; Charales; Characeae.
CUAUAGCUUGGUCGAUGGACUUGGCGCCAAGAGGACGGCCGAUAGACGGGAGGAUGGAUGACGUAGUAGAGCAGCGAGGAGAAUCUUCGUGACAUCUUCUCUCCCCCCCCGAAAAAAAGCAAGAAUCUUCGUGACAUCUUGGACGCUUCUAGUAGUGACAGACGGCGGAAGGCAUUUCUUAGAGACUCAUAGAGACUUUAGACGAAGGCGAGAUCAGUUUGCGCGGGCUCUCAAUACCGUCGCCGCGCCAAAUAGCGGACUCUUUCCCGCCGUGCGUGUUGUAAUCUAGCUUUCGACGAAGGUGAAAAGAAGCGUGCGUCUCUUCGCGCGCUAUCUUCCUCAGCGCUGGUAGGUUUUCGGCGCGCCGUUGUUCUGCGAAGGUCUCGGUGGUGGUUGACGUCGGAUUGCGGAUUGAAAUUGGUUGUCUGAGAGUGGGAGUAAGGGGAAAGAGCAUAUCAGAAGUGAGGGGAGAGGGGAGAUAUCUCUACCAUCGGGGUAGAGGAGGAGGAACAAUCAGUCGAGGAGAGAUCUGUGAGACCAGUCAGAAGAGGUAAGCAACGUAAUCGCGGAGCAGACGACGCUUACGUCCUGCGUUGGGAGCGGAGGUGGUAGUUUCUCCACUCCUUCAUUAGUUCUUCUCCGAUUAAGUACUGUAAUUAAUCAGGAAGAGGAACCUGCCGGUAAGUCAACAGAUAGGCGUGAGCGACCAUGGAUGAUCAACACCCUGAUCAGUAUUCGAAAGCUCUUCCCGGCGAGGCGGCGCGUGACAUGUCGUCGUCGUCGCCGCCGCCGCCGCCGCCGCCGUCGAUCAGCAGCACUGUCAACGAGCAGGAUCUGAAGUAUCUGGGUUUCUUCCGCAUCGCGCUCAUCAGAGCCGUCAGUUACAUCUAUGCGCUUUAUGAGCAUGCCAAGGAGAGCUCGGGCGCGUUGAAGCCGAGAGUGGACAGCGUCGAGGGGACUGUGAAGACAGUGGUGGGACCUGUGUACAACAAGCUGGAGGACAAACCGGCGAAGCUACUGAAGUUCGUCGACCGGAAGGUGGAUGAUGUGUUCCACGUUCUCCCAGAGUACGUGCCAAGCUAUGUCAAGGAGAAAUCGGCUAUGGCAUACGACGCAGUGAAGAAGCACACGCCGGAGACGGCGAAGAAUGUCGCUCACGAAGUUCAGGAGCAAGGACUAGUGAAGACCGCCAAAGGAUUGUAUGACAAAUAUGAGCCAGCGGCAGAAAAAGGUCUCUACGAGGCGUGGAAAGCCGCGUUGGAGCUUCCGAUGGUUCCUCAGGCAGUGCAGAUCGCAUCGCCUUGGGCAAUGUUUGGCGCUGAGAAAUUCAACUCCACCAUGUCCUUUCUCAGGGAAAGCCGUCUUCCGGUUAUCACUCCGGUGGCCAACUGGGUGCCGCUCGUUCCUGUGGAGAAGCUUGACCAACUCUUGAAUCAAGUGCCGAAGGAAGUUCUGGGAGCGCGAGAAGGCGCCCAUCUUCAUGAAUAAAUUGAUCAAAACUGUACGGCAAGUUGGCACGGUUCGUUUGCUUGCCAAAUCCGCCCGCUCGCUCGCUAAAGCUGCCUCGAUUUCGCUACGAACUCCUGUGUUUGUGUGGGGGGGGAGAGUGUGUGUGUGUGUGUGUGUGUGAGAGAGAGAGAGAGAGAGAGAGAGAGACUGAUGGGAGGUAAUGGAGGGAUUGAAGAGAACAGAGGCAGGCAAGAGGGAGGAAGGGAGGGACUGACAGAGAGAGAGAGAGGAGGUAAUGGAGGGAUUGAAGAGAACGGAGGUAGGUAAGAGGGAGGAAGGGAGGGACUGAGGGAUUGCAGGAGGAAAGGAUGGAGGGGGGGAGAGGAGGUAAUGAAGGAAGAGUGUGUGUGUGUGUGUGUGAGAGAGAGAGAGAGAGGUUUGUGGACGAAUUUGUCGAGCAGGAAUUACGAGGUGCACACUUGGACGUGGUGAUUGUAAUUGUAGGGCACCAUGCCCUCUGUUAAGAAAAAGGACUUAUGGAUUUGCUAAGAACAGCAUGUUUACCCGCACAUCACUUAUAAUUGGAUAAUGUUUAUAAGGUUGGGAAGGAGGACGUCCAGUAAGAGGAGGCGGGAAGUGAUGGUCGUCUACCAGUGAGUUGAUUGUCGCUGGGCAUUAACAAUACGAGAAUGGCGUUGGAUGGCUUCGACGCCCUCGUGUACAACAGGUCACUUGUAGCCGUGAGUGCAGAUCGGCCUUUGGGCUAAUUUGCGCACACGAACACUUUGGGUGUUUCCAUGUGCCGCGCGAGUUCACCAGCGAGUUGGAUGUCGCUGUGUGCUGAUGAUGUUCGAGUAUGGUAUCUGAUGGCUCUGGGGCCACUCGGUUGCCGCUCAUCAGCCGUGGGCUUGUUGACACGUGGAUGGAAAUCAUCUGUGGUGUGACAAGUGGCAGACGUGAGCGCCAGCGAGUUGGGUGUCGUUGGGCUUCGUUUUGACGAAGUAAGCAUUCUGUGUUAACGUUUCUGAUCCCUCUCCCGUGCCAAUCAUCAUCACCCGUUUGUGCUACGUCAUCAUCAUCAUCAUAAUGAUGUGACAAGUACAUUGCCUCUAUCCAUCUCUGAUGUGCUGGUUGGUGGAUCCCCCGGAAUACGGAUAAACGAACACUCUUAGGGGGCAGAGUGGUGGAAAUAUACGGCGGGAAGCAUGCUUUUUCGCGGGUCUAUAUCAUGUACUUCCGUCCUGGGCGGCAGUUGCAGUCGAUCGCAUGCGGCGAGGAUCGAUCUGUGCACAUGCCUAUUUGUCGGUGAUUACAAGUCUAAAGAAGAUGAUUUGCGACCUUUCGUUUGUUCGGGUGGAGAAGGGGGAGGGGGAGGGGGAGGGGGGAGGGUAACGGGCGCGAAGAGUGGAGUGGCGGGAAGCUGGUCUUGUUGGGUUUUAUGCGUAGCGAUUGGUCCGAGUGGAGAGGCGGACAUGAUGAUGAAUCGAAAGAGGAGAUGACGGAAAAGGGAGAGAAACGAAAAUCAUCUGGAAGGAGGGAGUGGGUUGCAAAGUGCAAGUUACACCCGCCUCACGCCUCAGAUCGGGAUGCCUACUCCACCGCGAUCUGGUGUCUCCAAAAUGGAGUGCCCUGUACUUCUGUCCGAGGCGGCGAGGAGGGAAGGGGAGGGUCCCUGUGUCCAUUUGCUUGAUGUGGGUGAACGCGUGCAAGCUGGGGAUACUUUCUUUGCCUACAGUUUUUAUACGCGCGUUUCCUAGAGGUGGAGAGGGGGUGGAGAGGGGUGGAGAGGGGAGGAGAGGGGAGGAGAGAGGGGUGGAGAGGGGUGGAGAGAGGGCUGGAGAGGGGUGGAGAGGGGAGGAGAGAGGGGUGGAGAGAGGGGAUGGGAAUCUUCCUUAUGCUAUGGGUACACCUUAUUAGUGUGUUACGAAUUAGGUUGAUUGGUUCUGUUUGGCCUUGGUUGGAGGCAUAUGUCCACUGCGGGUGGUAAGGGUGAGUUGGAAUUCAGUCCCGGUCUGAAGCUUUCCCAUCGG